UUUAUCUUGGAAUUUAAAUCGAAAGCAUUUCAAAGUUCCUAAACCCAAACUAGCUGAUCCAACCUUGCCACCAUUACCACCGUCGAAAAUCAAAAGUUCAGACCCGAAAUUACAGCAGGAUUUGGAACGUUUUUAUAAGAUACGAGCUGCUGCCUGUCGAAUUUUGUCGAUCGCUCAGAAUCCGCUACAACGUCUUGAUGCGGCUAAAACACUACUUGUCAGUCAUGCACAGCUACUCAGUUGUAUGCGAUUAGUUCAACGUGAAAAAGUUGAAGAUGCCAAGCGUGCUAACAAAACGCCUUCCGAUACACUACUUAAAGAAGCUUCAAUCUUUAAUGGGACUAUUUUACGAAAAUCGUGUUUCGCAAAGCCAGGCUACGCCCAAUUGUGCUUAUCAGAUAUUCGUAUACCAUUGAUCUGGCGUAAUAUAGCCCCAGGGACUAACAUGCAUUUAACUAUGCAACAGUUAUUUCCAACGUCUAGCAUUGUUAGCGGUCUAUUACCUGCUGUUGUUAAUGCCUCUGGCGAUAAUGCGGACUAUUCAGAUAGUGGGGAACAAUGUGAUGGUUAUAGUUUGUUUUGUAUAAUCCAAGUUGGUCAUAUAAUUAGGGAUACUCGGCUAAUCUUCGAUAUCAAGCCUGGUACUGCAGAUAUUGAAUUUAAUGACAAAUGGACAUUUGAUGAUGUGACACCGGAAUUCGAAUGUGUAAUUGAAAUCUAUGCUUUUCCAAAGGGAGGUUCUAAAAGCAAUUCCUUAUUUUCUAAACGUCGAAUUGUACCAAUCUAUGAUGGAGUAAGAAGAUCAUCAGACCAACAUGUUGUGAAUUCCGACUCAUCCAUCAAUCAAAAUUCAUCUCAAUAUUUUGAUUUAAUUGGACGUUGUGUUGCCACUUUAAAAGAUGUACAAAACAAAGUCUCUUCUCAUACACUAGAAAUGGGUAAUCAACUUGUUUAUUCACGUGAAUGUAAGAAUUCAUCAUUAUCUGUGUCUAAUUCUACAACAAUACAUAGAAAUUCUCUAUUUAACGACCAAUCGAAUGAAACAUCAGAAAUAUGUGAUUUACCAUUAUUUGGUAAUAUUUGCUAUCGACUUAUUGCACAACCUCAUUCAGCUAAAUUACCAUUAAAGUCUGGAUAUCUUUGGAUUCGUAAAUUAACUCCUUCACCUAUUCAGACGCCUAUGAUGCUUUAUCGUUGUGAACUUCGGGAUCGUUACCUUUGGUGUACGUUGGUUAAUACAAGCCAUAAUGAAGGCAGUUCACAUGAAUUUUCUUCAUCUCUUCGUCAGAACAAUCAAGUGUCAAAAUGCGAUGACUUUGAAACUGACUCCUGUUGUAACCCAACUGGCAUAAAUUCAGAAAAUUUUAACCAAAACCAUGAAAUGUUCAUUCCUCCUAAAGAACAUUCUCAUAAAAAUGAUUUUUUGAAAAAUCCAACAUCUUCCUUUCCAACUGUUGAUUUAUCAAGAAACAAUUUGUCUGCACAAAAGCAAUUUGACCAUACUUCAGUUAGUGGUUCAUUGGGUUCCGGAAUAAAUCGUAAUUUACUGUCAUCAUAUAAUUGUCAUGCUGAUCUAAUUAUACCUAUUCAUACAGAAACGGACUUUCUUGAUUCACAGCUCGUCCUAAGACAAACUGAGCUAAGUGUAUCUCAAAGAACCAAUGAAUCGUCAAACAUCUCUGGAAAUGACUUUAAUAAAUCAAAUGAAUGUAGUAUUUUAUCACCUAAGGAUGAUAAACCGAAUUCCGAUGUCAAAUGCCAUCACGCAGAUGUAAAUUAUGUCUCUUUAGACAACAAACGAAUAUUUUCAGCAAUAGAUGUGUCAUGUUUGUCUAACAGCUCAAGUUCUAAUGAUCAAUCGUACACCACACAAUCUUUCUUUUCUGCAAAUAAACCUGGAUUAUUAAAUUAUCAGUCUGUCGAUAACAUUUUGGAUCUUUCGAAAACUGAACAUUUUGUACAUUUCCGUGGCAAAACAAAUAUCCUAAAAUCACAGUCAAACAACGUACUGAGUCAGUCUGAAGCGGCAUCCAUUACAAAGUCUAAUGGUUCAUCUCCAAGUGUAAAAAAGUUUAUGUCUACUUCUAAAAGCUCAUUGUCUCCAAUAAGAAAACAUUUUAACGAACCUUCAAUUAGCCCCGUGGACUCUAGGAAGAGAUAUAAUAGAGUUUCUCGUUCGGUAGAACCUGUGCGUCGGAUUUUUCCUAAAGUAACAACUGUUUAUAAAAUGGAUACAAGCAGCUUAUUUGAUCUAACUAAACUCAGAGAACUGCAAUACUUAACACCACAUUCGUCUAAAGCUUCUUCAUUUAUUUCAGUUAACGAUUCUAACAAAGAUAACAAAAUUGUCUGUCAUCAACCAUGUGUCUUUUCAUCUCAACUACUUACAUUUCGUAUUGCUACGUGUCAUUUAGAUAGAAAUGUCUCCUCAACUAUACACCAUUUAUCAGAACUACGAAAAAAUGGUUCCUCUCUUGAAGUAUUUGAAUUCACAGCAACACAAAUGAUGGAAAAUGAUCUAGAUCAGUUAAAUGAAUCAAGCACAGUAUUUAAAAGUGAUGAAGAAGAAACUAUUGCCUGGUUUUCCAUUAUGAAAAAACAUGUACAGGAACAAGAAAUUUGGGGCUCUGAAGCUUUCUCUGAGAAUAUUAUUAUCCCUAAAAGUAAAUCAAAUUCUAUUCGAAAUACAAGUGCCCGUCGAUCAGUAGCAAUUCCAUCUGAUAUUUCUAUUCUAACAUAACAUUCCGUUUGUAAUCAUUAUCCUACUUUCAGUUCUGUAAUUAUGAGUAAAAUAUAAAUUUACAAGUUAUUUUUUUAAUUACCUAUUAAAUGUUUUAUAAUGUUUCUUUUUUUUACUAAAGUUUUUAUAUUUCUAUUUAUUUAUUUGUUUUUAAUAGUGAAUAGUUUCCAUGUUGUGUAAAUAAGUUGAAUCCAUGAUUUAGAAAAACUAUUUUUGUUAUCCCUCAUACUCAUAGUUGUCCAUGUUUUCUAUUUGCUUCCAUUUUGUUUUGUAAAUUACCCUUUGAUUCUAUUUUCCUAUUUUGAUUAUUUUAUUUUUAGAAAAAAAACAACUAAGUAAUUAUAGAUUAAAAUCCAACCAAAUAAUUGACUAUUCCUAAUUGUUUCUAUUUUAUAUCAUUUGGUUGGAGUGUAAUUUAUAAAUGUUUAUGUAUGUUCCUGAUUGUGAAAUACAUUAAAAGUGAAAGUACCCACAUCAAUGUGAUCUUUAUUAAGUCAUACAGUUUUUAGUUUAUGGUCAUUUAUUCCUCUAUUUACAUGGAGGGGUCUACAUGACUUAGAUUAAAGAAUAGUGGUUACAUGAGGUGGUGUUAUAUUUCUAGUCUGACCCUUCGUAAAUCUUAUUUCAGCCAGUAUUGUAUGUCAUCGUACAUUAAUCACCUCAGUCAGUCGGUAUAAGUUCCUUACGUGAUUGGUUGUUUUACUCUCCUAGCUUAGAACUCUUAUCAACAUUCCGUACUUAAAGGUUACACUGCACUCUCACAGCAGUGACCAAAGCCAGUCAUGUAUCUUCCAUCCAUAAUGCAUGUUUUGCAGUUGCGGGUUUUGUGCAGUGCAUAUACCUUGCAGCAUUUUUCACUCGAAUUUACUUUUGUUCAACUAAGCGGGAUCAGUGUGUCAUACACACCCAUGUGUAUCAUCCACCGAAGACCAUCUCUUACAACCUAAAGGUAGCACAUAGUGGGUUGUUACUCAGUAUAUUGUUUUUUGACUUGUGGCUUGAUAAGCUCGCUAAUCAGAACACGACUUACACAAUUAGAUGUUGACCAUUACGAGCAGCCUAGAAUCUUUAUUGCUUUUUCUUGUCUAGCCCUGCAUGUUGAGUCUAGAACACAAUCUCGGCUUCCACUGCAUAAAUCAUAUAUUCGAGAAGUACUUGGUUCGUGUACAAGCAAACCAGACCACAUAAUAUAAAGAAUAACAAUUAUACAAGAUCAAGUCAAAAG
Molecule: messenger RNA, 3965 nt
Organism: Schistosoma rodhaini
Lineage: Eukaryota; Metazoa; Platyhelminthes; Trematoda; Strigeidida; Schistosomatidae
Source: the annotation of a GenBank genome assembly